Molecule: messenger RNA, 1131 nt
Organism: Pimephales promelas (fathead minnow)
Lineage: Eukaryota; Metazoa; Chordata; Actinopteri; Cypriniformes; Leuciscidae
Gene: cldnf
Product: claudin f
Cellular component (GO): bicellular tight junction; membrane
Molecular function (GO): structural molecule activity
Source: RefSeq, a predicted model, not a curated record
AAAAGACUGAAACCGGUUGGAAAGCAUGUAUUGUACCAAACGCAGAUCUUCACGGAAUGGCUGCAUAUUUUAAGAAUCUUGUUCAGCGGGUUUAAAACAAACAGCUCUGCAAGACUCCUCCCAAAUGAGGAUCUGUGUCAAACAGGCCAUCAUUUCCUGCUUGUUUCUCACACACUCAUGGAUUACGACCAGACCAACAGCUGAUUUUGAUUGUGACAACACCAUGGGAAGGAUUGCUAAAGAGGUUUCUGGCCAGACCCUGUGCUUCAUUGGUUUUGUUGGUAUAUGUGUCUGUUGUGGCAUCCCAUUAUGGCGCGUCACUUCGUACAUUGGUGCCAACAUCGUCUCCGGCCAGAUUGUGUGGGACGGCUUGUGGAUGAACUGUGUAAUGCAGAGCACAGGACAGAUGCAGUGUAAAAUCCAAGACUCAAUAAUGCGACUGACCCAGGACUUGCAAGCGGCACGUGCGCUGACCAUCAUCGCGAUAGUGAUCGGCGCCAUUGGGAUGUUACUGACGUUUGUGGGUGGCCAGUGCAGUAGCUGUCUGAAGAAAGAGUCCUCCAUGGCUAAAGUGCUGAUCCUGGGUGGCAUCCUCUGCAUUGUAGCCGGAAUCGCCUGUCUUAUUCCGGUCUGCUGGUCGUCAGCUGUAACCAUCUCAGAUUUCCAGAGUGUUCUCACAAUCGAGACACAAAAGAGGGAGCUUGGGGCAUCCAUAUACAUUGGCUGGGGCGCCUCAGCAUGUCUUCUAUUUGGAGGGAUCAUUCUGUGUACUUCCUGUCCACCGAGUGAAGAUAUGUAUCCAAAUUACCCAGGCAUGUACCCCUACCAAGGACCUAUGUAUGCGCCUCCUGGAGCUUAUAUGCCUGCUAACACAUAUGCACCUAGUGUAGCAUAUAGUGGAAAUUACCUUCCUAACAAACCUUAUCCACCCCCAGGUUACUCAACUGCUCCGGGACAAUAUCUUUAGCUAAUGGAACAUUUCUUUGACUCUCAUCUUCUAAAACUGUGUUCCUCAACAUUUUUGAACGCAAUCUGUACUUACUUUCAGUGUUUGAUUGAAUAAAAUGUAUCCAACCACAAAUCUAAUUAGCGACCUGUUUGCAAUGUCUUAUUCUCUGCAAGCCUUUGAAU